AGUAUGCAGUGAUUUCGUUCAAAGUGGGAUCUGGUUGAUGGCAGAUUGAUUGCUUGUCCUUGCGCUGCCCGCUUACCCCAAUUGACUUCAACACAUGCGGCAAAAAAUUAUUUACAGCCUGAUGAAACCAAAGUAUUUGCUUUUCCUGUUCCUUCUGGGUUUCAGCAGACUUAGUUCCGCAGUGUCUUCUAUUGAUGAGUCAGACGUGGCGAGUUAUGGAGUGGAAAGGAGGUCCAGUGCCACUGACUUGUUUUUUGUAUACACGAAAAAUGCCAGUCAGUGUAAAUCAAACGGCUGGUGCCAGAAGUUUGGAACUGCAUAUCCAGCAGGGGGUGCAAAUUCUUGCGGUUGUAGCUGUGAUUUUAGUUUUCCAUCUUUCUUCCCGUCGUCGAGAAAGUGCCUAAAAGGAAAUCAACUUCCAGCAAACUUUGGAGGUUGUCCAAAUGGCACAUACCAAAAUCUGUUUGAUAGUGUAAAUGAUCCUAUCUUUAAGCACCCUGUUGACCUUACCAAUGAAAUGACACGGCCAACAUCAGCUUGGGGAAAUCAGCUCAACUGUAGCCUCUAUGGAUAUUUUUUUGAUUUCAGUGGUUUUAAGGCUAGUUGGAAACGUGUGUCUCAUGGAAUCUUUAAGCUUAAAAAAGAGAAAAGAAAGAAAAAUGGAGGUGUAUUUGUAAUAGAGAUGAAAGACAAGUUUAGCAAAUUGUCUGGGAGAGUCAUCAAACUUAAUCUCAUGUGCACAAAUAAAACACAAAAAGGUCAGCCAGUAUUACAAGCUUGUUAUCUUUUCAAGGCAGUGGGACAUGUAACAUAUUAUGCCUCACCAAGGACAAGUUCUGUACAUACUUUUCAGACAUCUGUGGGUUAUCACACAUCAUCAUCAUUUGCACAUCCAUCUCCACCAUCACUACAAUUACCACAAUCAACACAAAUAACUUCAAUGUCAUCAUUGUCACAUUUGGCAUCUCUACCAUCGCCAUCUUCUUCCUUAGAUGUCAUGAAAAGGAUUUCAACAACACGCACUGCAGAUUAUGCCCCAGCAAAGAAAAGUUCUGUACAUACUUUUCAGACAUUUGUAGGUUAUCACACAUCAUCAUCAUUUGCACAUCCAUCUUCACUAUCACCACAAUCAACACAAAUAACUUCAACAUCAUCAUUAUCACAUUCGGCAUCUCUACCAUCACCAUCUCCUUCCUUAGAUAUCAUGACAAGGAUUCAAACAACACACACUGGAAAAUUUUCGCACAUGGGAACCAGAUCUCUUCAAACAAGGCCAGUAUUACGUACAUCCAGAUCAAUUCAGCCAUUAACAUUAAAUACAGAAGUUGAAAGCCUCUUGUCAGUCAGUUCAGAGGAAGUUACUAAUCAAGUAAUAUACACAGGAAUUCAUACAUCAUCAGUCAACACAGGAGAACCAAAUUAUAGUGAACCACCAGAGCUACCAAUUACUGAGGCAAGUCUUCCUCCUGUGGAUGGUCCAGGAGACAAAGAAGCAAGAAAAAGUGGAAAAGACAAAGGAGUAGCAAUUGGUGGAGGAGUUGGUGGUGCUGUUGUUUUUGGGAUUAUUGUCAUAGGGUUGAUUAUUGUAUUUUGUAGGAGAAGAAAGUUACGGGAAAACAUGGAAAAGAAAGAAAAAUUACAUGUAGAAGUUAACAACCCAGUGUAUGAGAAACCUCAAGAUGACAUUAAAAUGGAAAGACCAAGAGAGAAAGCCACAGAUUUCAGUGAACAAGACAGUCAACUGACAUACCUGGAACCUGUUGACAACAAAGGAUAUGAAAAUUAUGGAGCUUUGUACAGUACUGCAGAUGAAAAUUAUGACAAUUCAUCUGUUUACCAAAGUCUGGACAAGAAUACACCUGCAGUGCCACAAGUCUACCAGAGUUUACAGAACAACCAGCCUUCCACCAAGAAACCAAUACCUAAACAGGAACAAAGCAAUGCAGAAAAACCUGGAAAACCCAGUGUACCCCCAGACCCUGUUUACAAUGUCCUUGAGGAGGCUCACACCAGACAAGGAAAUACAUCAGAGGCAAUAUAUAAUGUACUGGAAGGGCCAGAUCCUGGACAUGAUACUCCAGGGAACAUUCAGGACCCUGUUUACAAUGUGCUGGAUGGGCCUGGUGUAGGACAGACAUAUGAGGCCCCAGAUGUUGGUGUUCAACAGGAUCCACUGUAUAAUGUGCUUGAGGUGCCUGAAUCCAAACAAGAACAUCAAGAACCGCUAUAUAAUGUGCUUGAAAGUGCAGAUACCGAAAAUGCCCCUUCCAGACAGGAUGGCUUCUGUGAUGGCGCAGCCAGUGAGCCCCUGUAUAAUGUUCUCGAUGGGGCAGAUUCAAGUGGAGCAAAUUCAAGUGGUGCAGAAUAUGCUGCUCCCAACAGAAACCUAUCUGCUGAUGGUCACGACAACCCAGCCUAUGAGCAGACCCUUGAAUUUGGUGCACCACAUGCAUUGGUGGACAGCCCAGGGUCUCAGAGAGAAUCUUUGUAUGAGCCCCUGAAAGGGUCUGAUAGGCAAGAUGUUUAUGAGCCCCUUCACAAAAAGGGGAAAUGAAUAGUACCAAGGAUGUGGACCUUGAGUUGAAAACAAAGUUAACAGAAGUUGGUUGCAAUUUAGGGGCCUAGGAGCUCUCCAUCGAAAUUAAAGUCAAUAUUGACUCUCAAUUGUCGUUAUGUUAGCUAUUAAAUCAACAGAGGCAAUGGGAGUGUAGGAAUAAAACUCAACUCUAUACACUAACUUGUAAUUAAAAUUUAUAUCUCUUUCUGACAGUGUGCAAUUGCAUGAUAUGUAGUGUCACAGGGCAAGUUACAAGUGAAAUAUUUUAUAAAGUAUUUUAAAAUGUGUAUUUUUGUAACAAAGUAUGUAGUCAUUUGCUGCCAAGCAGAAUUCAAGAACACUAUUUUUUUACUGAAACUUUUUUAAUGACUACAAUUCUGUAGGUUAUGAAGCAAAAAAUAAUUUUGCUCCUAAUUGUUUUAGUACUUAUCAAUGGUUAUCACCCAAAUCGAAAUAAUUUUGCCCUGUAAAAUACAGUAUUCAUACCUCAGAAGAAUUUAUGAAUAGUUUUUGUUACUGUAGGAAUUUGUUUAAAAAAAUAAAUACCCCAAGUUAACUUGAAAAAAAUGGAAUUGAGAUCUAGAGUUUUUCUUUUUUUACCAAAUUGCAAAAAAAAAGGGAAGUUAAUUCUUUAACACCUGUGAGUGACCAAGACAAUCUCUCCUUACUAUAUCUAUACAAUAUCAUACAGGCAAGUGAUGAGAAUAAAGAAAAAUAUCAAUAGGAAUACUAAAUGAUCCCGUACCAAGUUCUCCAAACUAACAUAAGGAGAAUCGUUUGGCAGACAGUAAGGAGAAUUUAUAAUGAGAUCUUGGGAGUCAAAGGGUCAAGAGUCCAACAUUGAAGAAACAGAAUAGUGAGGGAAACAGGUGACAAAAAGAAAAGAUCAGGAGCAAGAAAUAUGUUUCAUAUGAUGUAAUAAAUGAUAGAGAAAUGCAAAACAAUGCACGUUAUUUUGUACAUAAUUGAUCAGCACUGAUGACAUAACAGGGAUGGGCAAGACAGAAUGUGGAACUGAGACCAUCCU
Messenger RNA from Pocillopora verrucosa, 3584 nucleotides. Lineage: Eukaryota; Metazoa; Cnidaria; Anthozoa; Scleractinia; Pocilloporidae. The record is from RefSeq and is a predicted model, not a curated record.